CGGGCGGACCGCGGGGUGAGGAUCAUGUGUAGUCCACGCGCCGAAACUAGGUUACAGAGAGCUGCAGAGCAGGACAGAGCUGACAGAGACCAGGGAGCCGCUCGCGUUAUUUCAGAGGUGUUUAAUCACAGCUGCACGCCUGAGACUGCGCGGAGAAGACAAGAAAGUCAAUAACUGAGACACGCGUAGCUUUUAUUAUUAGUAUUAUUAUUAUCAUUUCUCUUUAAGGUCGAAGCGGCUGAUGUAAAGGUAGAAAAUCCAUAUGAGGAUUUGCUGUUGUGACAGUUUUCAGCUGCUCCGGUUUGGAGCAAAUAAGUGCGCGUCGCUCUCUCAGUGUUUCUUGGCUUCGUCUCUACCUGGAGUUGCAUGACUUGAAGAGUUGAGACUACAAUUCACCGCCGACAUGAGAGCUCAAAUAGAGGUGAUACCCUGUAAAAUCUGUGGGGACAAAUCAUCAGGGAUCCACUAUGGUGUCAUCACCUGUGAAGGCUGCAAGGGCUUCUUCCGACGCAGCCAGCAGAACAAUGCUAUGUACUCCUGCUCACGACAGAGGAACUGUCUUAUUGACCGGACCAACCGUAACCGCUGUCAGCACUGCAGGCUGCAGAAGUGUCUCGCUCUGGGCAUGAGCCGUGAUGCGGUCAAGUUUGGUCGUAUGUCCAAAAAGCAGCGUGACACCCUGUAUGCAGAGGUCCAGAAGCACCAACAAUCCCAAGAGUGUGCAGGGCUUGGUGUCCUUGAGGAGAAUAGCGACAUGGCCGACCAUGACUGCACCUACAGAAGAGGCUCCAGCACCGCGCUCAGCGAUCUGGACGAUAUCACCACACUGCCAGAAGGCCUGCUUUUCGACUUGCCUCUGACCCCAGAGGAUGCAGGUCCAGACUACUGUAACCUGGACAUGCUGGGCGGCAGUGCAGGCAGCAGUUCAUCCUCACAGAGUUCACCAGAACAGACCAACUUGGACUUUGUAGACGGCAACCACGGCAUCAAGCAUGAGUACCAGUUGUUACAUGACUCUGGACUCUUCUCACAUGCUAUCUUCAACCCGCUGCCUGAGGGCUGCUCCCUGCUCGAGAUAGAGCGUAUAACUCAGAGUGUGUUGAAGUCCCAUAUGGAGACGAGCCAGCACAGCACAGAGGAGCUGAAGAGAAUGGCGUGGACUUUGUAUAGCCCAGAAGAGACACGCUCAUACCAGACCAAGUCAGCUGAGGUGAUGUGGCAACAAUGUGCCAUACACAUCACCAAUGCAAUCCAGUAUGUGGUAGAGUUUGCCAAGCGCAUCUCUGGCUUCAUGGACCUCUGUCAGAACGAUCAGAUUAUCCUCCUCAAAGCAGGCUGCAUGGAUGUUCUUCUGAUCCGUAUGUGUCGGGCCUAUAACCCCAUCAAUAAUACAUUUCUCUUUGAUGGGAAGUUUGCCACUGCUCACCUCUUCAAAGCUCUUGGCUGCGAUGACCUUGUGAAUGCAGUGUUUGACUUAGCUAAAAGCAUGAGUCGUAUACAGAUGACUGAGGAAGAGAUGGCUCUCUUCAGUGCUGCUGUGCUGCUCUCACCUGACCGACCCUGGCUGACAGAUGUGCAGAAGGUCCAGAAGCUGCAGGAGAAAGUCUACAUGGCCUUGCAGCGCUGCUUACAAAAAGAGGGAGCAUCAGAAGAGAAACUCGCUAAGAUGGUGUCUAAGCUUCCCAUCAUGAAGUCCAUUUGCAACCUUCACAUCGACAAACUGGAGUUUUUCCGUCUGGUUCACCCUGAGACAGCAUACACCUUUCCUCCUCUGUACAGGGAGGUUUUUGGCAGUGAAAUCACCUUCCCAGACUCCACAGAGGGCUACCACCAUUUUGUUAAACAGGGUGAUUCAAACAGAGACAUUGAGGUGUAGGGAGGGGGAGAUAAAAAAAAAAUGUGGCAACCAGCUGAGGCAAAACCAACCAGCAGCUCUUUGACAAUCCUACACGCUACACUUAAAGACACACUCCUCUCACCUCCCGCCUUGCAAGCUAGUCCAUUCAGCUUCAGAGUAAGACUACAGGAACUGCUGCUGGGUACUCAGUGCAUGUUACCUCUUUUUUACAGAGUUAGAGAAGUUCUUAAAGAGUAGCCUACAUAAUUUGUAUCCUCAAAACUAUUUUUCUAUGACGAGACCUUAAACCUCUCAUCAUGUGGAAUUCCUUUCUAAUAUAAAUUCGACUUUCACCUUUCUCACAGUUCCUGUAAGCUAUUCUUGAAUGUAACCCCUUUCCCCUUAACCGUUCAGCACAGCCCAAGGCUUGAUAUAGAAUGUACAUAUUUAAAAAUCCUCAGCCACUUUGUGGAGAUUUUGCAGUAGUGAUGCCUGUUUCAGUCGUUAGUCUAUUGUUUCAUUCAAUAUUUUUAGUAGCGUCCAUAUUUUGCAGUUUUGUAACAUAUGAACAAACUGUUUAAAGGGACCAUGAUCAAACUCACAAACAGACAGGGUUUUUUUUUUUACUGUGUGAAUCAUGGAAAACCAUGGACCUACAAAACAUAGCACUUAUUCUGAGCUUUGUAGGUAUUUUUACUAGCACACUCUCGGACACUGAUAUAAGUGAGCUCUUUUUUUUUUCUUCUUUUUUUUAUGCAAUCAGUGACCUCAACCCUAAUACCUUUUCCCUUUACAAAUGCCACUGAGAAACAGUGAGAGAAUCACAGGAGUAUUGUGAAAGUAUUUUCAGAUAUUCCUUUUUCAUAUAUAUAUAUACACACACACACAUAACACCUAUAUAAUCAUGACAGACAUGAGCAGUCAUGUAUUGAUCCAAAAUGAGGAGCAGGGUAAUUUUGUGCUUGUGCUCAGGUCUCUCAAACAGAUACUGCCUGCCCAAACGUUGGGGUUCUGGGAUGGAAAGACUGUUGUUGCUGAAGAGAAAUUCUAGUUGAUAAUUAGCACUUAUACGUCCCUGUUAGAGUCCAAAAUGAACUCUUGGAGCAAGAUUUUACGGGUUUGCACUCAGACUGCCAUCUGUGAAACUUAUGUUUAAACCAGUCAGAAAUGCUAGAUACACCCUCCCACUGUAGAUAAGCUGUGCGAAAAAGGUGUUGGACAGCAGACUACUGUGGAGGUUUUUGUGCUCUUGUGGAGGAGCAUCUGGAACUGUCACACCAUCGGCUACCCUUUGCAGAGGAGUGCCAUCGCCCUAAACCAUCCAGCAGCAUCUCAACCAGCAGGUUCAAAAAGACUUUUGGAGUAAAGACAAAAAAUGAACUGAGAUUUUGUUGUUGAAAUGUGAGUUAUCACAUUGUUACCUACAUGCUCGGAUGAAGGGCAAAGAAUGGACACUGGACAGGUGUGUGAAGGUGUUUUAAGCUCCUCAGACAUCAGUUAGAGGGGAUUUACUGUCUGCGCCAACUCUCACUGCUUUGGGGUCAGUCAGACCGUGCUGUCGCAGCCAGCAGAGGUGUUCUGAUUUGACAUUUAAAUCCUCUGUUCCUCUUUCCCCACUCCCUUACUACCUCACCCUCUUCAAACACUACAUGGCACAGCAAAGGGUUGACAGAGCCAUCAGCUACCCCCCUGAGUUAGUAGUUUCGCAUUCAUACUACUAGAGUGCUUCUUUACAAAUAUAACAAUUAGAAGUGAGAUUUGAACUAUUCUAAAUUAUAUAUAUUUUUUAUGCUCUUUAAACUGGAGAGAAGACAAAACUGGUUCUACUACUACUACCUAUCUCCUUAGAUCUUCUGUCUUUUAAGAGCACUUCAUGCCUUUGGGUCCAGGAAGUCCUACUUAGAUACAGAUCUGUGUGGAGAAAGGUCUCUUGCAACACGCAAGUGUGUGUUCAGAUUAAACCUUUUUCUUCAAAGUAGGGGGACGGAUUGGAUUUCUGUACAAAAAAACAAAAAACAAAAACAGUAUCUUUCUACCAGUGUCCUAAAGAAGCUGCUAGAAAAGACUAUUAGUGAUCAAAGAAAACAGCCAGAUUUGCUUUGCACUGCUGGGACAGUGCUGUUCGCCAUACAGUUUAUUAUCUCACAUAGUAUGAAGGGGUAUUACCCUUUUCUGGGUAUGUACGACAGUGGCAUAGUGGGAUUGUGCAAUAAUGUCUUUCCCAUUGUUCUCAGUAUGUUGGGCUUUUGUUGCCAUGUAUUACAGUUUUUUUUUCAUAAGCACCCCAGCACAGUUAACCUUGCAGCACAAGAAAUAAUGCUAUUAAGAAUAUGAUGUACCAAAUAUACAGCCAACCACUACACAAGUCAGCUGACGUGGCCAGAUGACAAUUACAGAUUGUAACAAAGUGUAAUACUUUAGGCGUCGAGUCCUAGAAAGUUAUGCAUGCUGAUUUCAAAAGAGUCAGUUUACUUUAUAGUUUUUGCAGGCCUAAAAGCUGUCCAGGGGGCAGUACUUAAGAUCUGCACGUACAUUUCUGUUUAGAGUUACUCAGGGAGAUAGCUGGGCUCUCUGUCCUACAGUGUCUGCAGUUAGUCUAGUUGACAAGACACCUUGCACCAACAUAGAAGACCUUAAAACCUUUAUCACUGUGUACAGUAUAUAUGUUCUUGUCAAUGUUUGAUUUCAGAAGUAUCAAAGAUUUUACCCCUGUCUAAUAUCAUUAUUGCAAGACUUUUUUGAGUUUGAGUCAUAGAUGAAAUAGGAUAUUAAAAAGUAAAUAUAGUAAAAAAAAAAUAUAAAAGAUGGAUUAUAAUCUCUGAAUCUUGCGUUGGUUUUGUUGUGAUCUUUUGUUUCUUCAUUUUUAUCCCUAUGUACUGUUUUUUUUUUCUCAUCAGUUUAGUGUCCUUUUUGUCUUGGAGAGAUGUAAUUCUAUUUUUUUAAAGAGCGUUUUUAAAGAUGUCUCCAUAAAAGUUUCUCUUUUGUCAUGAUCCUUCUGUUUAUUACAUGUUCAGACUAUUUUAAAAUUAUUAUUAUUAUUAUUAAAUCAAUAUAGAUUUUAAUAAGAAAUAAUUUAUGAUAUGUUAUGGAUAUAAAGCCCAAGAGGUUUUAACACAGUAAUGUGUUAUUGCACAAUGGUGAUACAAUAUGUGGAUUUAAGAAUGUAAUAAAAGUCUUUUUACAAUGAAAUAAA
Messenger RNA from Larimichthys crocea (large yellow croaker), 5030 nucleotides. It is a transcript of the gene rorca, whose product is annotated as RAR-related orphan receptor C a. Gene Ontology annotation, biological process: regulation of transcription by RNA polymerase II. Gene Ontology annotation, cellular component: nucleus. NCBI's taxonomy places the organism in Eukaryota, Metazoa, Chordata, Actinopteri, Sciaenidae. The transcript has 10 exons. Gene Ontology annotation, molecular function: RNA polymerase II cis-regulatory region sequence-specific DNA binding; zinc ion binding; nuclear receptor activity. The record is from RefSeq and is a predicted model, not a curated record. Bases 404 to 1876 code for a protein of 490 amino acids.